AUGAGCUCGAUGGAGACUGAUGAAAUCUCUGUUGUUCUGCCGUCAACAGCAACCUCUGGUCUAUCUCUUUCCCUCCAUCCCCUGCCAAUCCUAAACAUCUCCGAGCAUCUGACCAGACUGAAACUCCAGACGAAUUCAGCGAACCCUUUCGUCCUUGGCGCGCUAUUGGGGACUCAGAAUGGACGAGAAGUCGAAAUAGUGAACACCUUUGAACUCGCGAUUGAGGGCGGAGCCGAGUCUGUCGACCACGGUUUUCUAGUAUCAAGACGCGAUCAAUACAAACAAGUCUUUCCUUCACUUGAGUUUAUCGGAUGGUACACAGUGGCGCCUAAGCCAACAGCACGCCACAUUGCUCUCCAUGACCAAUUCACAGGAUAUUGCUCGACUCCACUGCUGUUGAUCUUGCAACCCACCCUGGCAGUGAUCUCAAGUGCUGAUGUCAAUGCACAGACCCUUCCUUUUAAGGCUUUCGAGCCUUCAAUCGAGAUUAGGGAUCGCAAAUCGCGUUCAGUUUACAUUGAAGUUCCUUACAAUGUUGAAACUGGGGAAGCCGAGCGUAUAGCAGUCGAUUGGACAGCACGAGGUGGUGGAAGUGGCACAAGUUUGGAAUCACACUUGCAGACGCAACGAUCUGCAGUAAAGAUGUUACAUGAGAGGAUCCUGGUACUUGUCAAAUAUGUUGCGGACGUCAUCGCAGGCCAAGCAAAAAAGAAUCACGACAUCCUUCGAUCUUUGGCAGCACUGAUUGCUUCACUUCCUGCAUCUGAAAACAAAGCCUUUCGCGAAGAGUUCGAAACAGAAUAUGAAGAUGUGCAGCUCACUGCGUUCCUUUCUUCCUUGACGAAAUCUGCCAAUAUCCUGAAUGACCUUGUUGACAAACAUCUAGUCACAACCGCAGGUCGAGAUGAUCGCGGUCAACGUAGGAGGAUGGGGCGGCAGGGGACUAUUCCGGGCGGUGACUGGGGAGACCGCCUUCAUUAAAGUCAGAAGGGUCCUGAGCUGUUUAAAAACUUCUGCCCAAGGUGCCCUUUUCAGAGACUCAAGAGGCGAGAUUGUUUGUUGUAAAAAAUUGUAAAAAUGUGAUGAGAAUGUCCAAUGUACCUUAGAACGAGAGGAACUUAAACUC
Molecule: messenger RNA, 1126 nt
Organism: Laccaria bicolor S238N-H82
Lineage: Eukaryota; Fungi; Basidiomycota; Agaricomycetes; Agaricales; Hydnangiaceae
Exons: 9
Coding region: 1-981 (326 amino acids)
Biological process (GO): protein deneddylation
Cellular component (GO): COP9 signalosome
Molecular function (GO): metallopeptidase activity; protein binding
Source: RefSeq, a predicted model, not a curated record